CAAACGAGAUAUCGCCGUGAGUGGACGGCUAUGUAAUUUUUAAUUAAAAUUAUGAAAAUAUAAACGAAACAUCUAUCAAUUUGCAUUUUAAAUUAACAAUCUGGUUGAACACCAUUGAUAUGAUUUGAAAAACAAUUUUUAUCAGUGAAGUGGAGCAAGACAAACGUGCAAAAUGGCUAAGGAAAUGAUGAUAGUGUUUGUGUAUGACACACUAUGCUGUACAUCGGAGGAAGAUGACCCCAUCAUUGCGGUGCUUUACUUCCAUCCAGGAUGGGUGUCCGACACUCAGCGACAUGCCCUCGCUGGACAGGUGGUGGGUGCAGCACACUGCAUCAAGACCCUAUUCUCGCAGCCCGUCGCCAUCACGCUGCAGAGCGGCAAGUUCAUCAUCAGGGAGUACGGAAGAUACAUACUAGCAAUAGGCAGCGACCGAAACAUCCCAGACUGGGUGCUAAAAAACCGCGCCAACCUUCUCACAUCCAUGAUAAAAGUCUACCACGGUGACCUGCAAGUCCUGGCCAGUCAGAUGGAAGACCAGAAGCGAUUGUCGGAGAAACUGUACCAGGUCUUCGAGACUUAUCUACCGGUGCUACAAUACGGCUGUCAUAUAUUUCAAAGGGUGCCUAUGUUGACGCUGCCUAAGAGCGCGACAUCUGUUUACAUGGAGUCAAUGCAAAUACUAGAACAUUGCAGGAAAAGCAAGGGCGUGUUAGGCGGCGUUAUACUUUACAAUAAUAAGAUAAUCUCGACCCAACUGCCUCCAGGCCUCACAUCCUACCUGACAGUAGUAGACCCCUACAGGAUAAAGUCUCCAGCCGAGACCUUGGACACGGAGACACCCUUGCCUCUCGGUGCUCAACUCUUGGUGGUCUACGUCGGCAAGAAGCUGUAUGACAGUUUGAAGAAGCAGGUGGAAAAAAUCCAGGAGUUCCACAGCAAUGGGGAGGAAAUGAUUGCUAGGUUUAAGAAGAAUCAAGAAGCGGAACGUGAAAAACAACGAGAGUUCCCCCAAACUGGGAUGAAGAGAGACAAGUCUCUACUUUUCACCGCCGUCCCUGAAGAAGACCACACUAUGAUAUCUCCCCCAAGCCGGGAGGAACGGAACCCCGACGUUGAGAGGAAACCCCCAACUAUGCCAGAUGUUGUCCCCUUCACAAAUAAACCAAGACAACGACCCACAAAGCUUUCGCUCAGUUUCAAAAACCAAAAAUCUCUAGAUGAAGAACUACAAGAGAAUGACAAAGUCUUUACAGGACAAACUAGUGUUUGUUCCACGCCAAUGGUAGAAUACAAAAGACUGCACGGCAAUAUUCUCUCCAUCUGCCAAAUACCAGAAAGCCAACAGGAUAACGACAAAACAGACUUAGAACCUGAUGUACUAAAAAAUAUAGAAGAUACCAACAGAAUUAAUCUUGAAAACGAGAAACGGGACAACAAAAUGGUUUUGGACAUCAACUGUAUUGCCGACCAUUAUAUCAAUAAGCCUGAACCGAUAAGAAAACUGGCUAGUGUCACAGAUCUACAAGAAACUAUUAAAAAGUUAUCGAACCGCGCGACUUCCAAAUUCAAAUUGAAACGGUCGAAAGUCUCCCUCAAUGAUGAUACUCCGUCCCCCGAACAUACUCCUAAGAACCCUAGCACUAUGACCAUAAACGAUCCUCUUUUCCCAGUGUUCAGAAACGACGGUGUUGCCAUAUCAGAGUCCCUUUUCAACCAGUACUUAGAACAGCACUAUUCGAAAAUGAAACAGGAUUCCAACGACAAUAUGUUUACUUUCAACAUGAAGUUAUGUGAACAGGAAAAGUUUGAGGAUUUCGAUUCGGAACUCAACAGAUCUCCUCAGAGGACUCCUAAGCAUAUAGCAAAAGAUUCAUCAAAGACAUUGCCAACGGAUCAGUCUAGGAGGAAAUCUUUAUCUUUACCUUUGAAGUCCCUGAACGAGAGUACUGAUUCCCAGAUUAGUUCUGAGACUGAAGCCACGAAUUUUAAAAAGAAGUUGACUGGAGUACAACUGACGCCAUUGAUGGAGAAACUAAGUCAUUUAGCGUUUUCUGACAAGUCUAGUGGGUAUAGCAGUCGGGUGAUGACGCCGUUGGAACUGCGGGAGUUUUUGACACCAGCUGCAGAGAGGCAAAUCACUUUUACUGACAGACCAAAAGCGCAACGCCAAGACUCAGAAAGCGACGACGAUUCGGACGCAGAUCUAGAGAUACUACCGGAGUACAGCAAGCAUGCCGUCAAGUGUGCGCUGUUCGUUAGCGGACUGCAUAACAUGGCGCUGUUGGCGUUGAUUGAUACUGAGGCCGCUAAUAAUGUUGAUACUAUCAAUACUUUGUGGGAAACCUCCCUAAACGCGCUGGGCCCCAUAGAACAGAAGUGUAUGGAGCCGCUAGCAGCUGUAGGCGACGCGACAGACUACAGCUACCUGACGCUGGACCCCGACUGGGGCACGGUGCGCAAGGGCGGGCCCUGGGCCGCGCUCGACAUCGCCACCAUGGGCCUCAUACACAACGAGUUCGCUGAUGAUCCUGAGAUGUCUGAGUUUAUAUUGAGGAGUGACGAGAGCGUAGUAGUAGGCUCAGCAUGCGGCGGAGCUCAGGUAUACUACCAGGAGCGCGGGUCCCGCGUGGCGGGCCCGCCGCUGCCCUCCGACGCGCUCGCCGCCGCACCGCUGCGGGCGCGGCGCCGGCUGCACCGCGACCAUGCCACGCUGCUACUAUAAGGACUAACGAAGCUUGGACUACCUAACACAGGUAGGUAUCACCGUAAACACGGCUAGAGAAGAUUUUGGAAAACCAUAAAAAUCAGUAUGGUUGGAUAGGACUGUUUUUUUUUAUGGUGGGAAAACAUCAAAUGACCACCCUCUGAGGGGAAGUCACACAAGACUAUUACUGACUGAAACCCACUGUUUCUUCUGGAGCCCUUUGUGUACCAGUGCCAGAGUAACUUUAAACAAUCCCUCAGAAAGAAAGGACACUUCCCAUCUAUCUUCCUAGGGAAUUCACGAGAUUGUUAUGACUAACACUGAAAAGUUGUAAGGGGUAAAUUAAGUCGAUGGAUACAUAAGUGUUGUAAACAGGCAUAGUGAAGAAUUUGUAUGAGUUUUAUAGAAUUGAAGUUGUGUACAGAUAAUACUCAAUGAAAACUGAAAGACAAUUUUAGUACAUUCCAGUAAUUGAGAACGUGUUUGUGUAGGAAAGUCAGGAACAUUGUAUGAUAACCAGAGGAAGAAACUAAACACGAUACUUAAAGAUAAAUUAACUACUAUCUGUUAUUUAACGAUAAUUUAAUCUAUUUGUAGCCAUUUAGAGUU
Messenger RNA from Helicoverpa zea (corn earworm), 3313 nucleotides. RefSeq lists its product as uncharacterized. The coding region runs from base 173 to 2722 and encodes 849 amino acids. The transcript is spliced from 11 exons. NCBI's taxonomy places the organism in Eukaryota, Metazoa, Arthropoda, Insecta, Lepidoptera, Noctuidae. Gene Ontology annotation, biological process: vesicle-mediated transport. The record is from RefSeq and is a predicted model, not a curated record.